Molecule: messenger RNA, 903 nt
Organism: Symbiodinium necroappetens
Lineage: Eukaryota; Dinophyceae; Suessiales; Symbiodiniaceae
Source: the annotation of a GenBank genome assembly
AUGCUGGGUGACAAAGCAUACUGUCAUGUUCACCAGCAGAAUUGUGCUACGAUCUCGAAUUCCCAGGAUGCUGACCUUCUCAUUGCAGGCUAUCCCUGCAAUCGGAGCUCCCAGUUAAACCCCUGCCGCUUCGACCAGGGGGAGGGAGAUGGGGCUGUGGGCAACGAGCACAGCGACGUUUUGCUUGACUUGGCCGCACUCAUCCACAAGAUUCGUCCCAAAAUGUUUAUCUUGGAAAAUGUGACAGGGAUCCUAAAACGUCGUGCUGGCGCCUCUGAGUCAGCUGACCAGAAUGUUCUGCAGUGGGUUCACGAGCAGCUGGACCGUCACCUCAAGGGGGCAUUCAAGUUCAUGGACUUUGUCGUGGACAGCAAGCCUCUGCACCUUGCCUGCAGUGCGCAAGCGCGUGUUCACCAUCGGCGCCUUCAAGGACGUGGACGUGUCUUGGUUGCAUGGCAAGCUGGCGACGUGAAAGAGAGACCCGUGCACCAUGCAUUUGCCUUCUUCAACUCCAACGAAUCAAGCGAUGGCGCAGACCCCAUGGAAGUCGAUCCUGUCAAGGAGGCAAACUAUGCCACUUGCUUUAAAACUGCCUAUGAGAAGGCAGUUUUGGCCAAGCGGGUGGACAAGGGAGCACAGGUUCCAGAUGUUCGCCGGAGGUUCUGUGCUCUGAAUGCAGCCGAGCCCUUUGUGAAGUCCGCGUCACCCUGGUUGAAAUCUCAGCUGGAUGUGUUCCUGGAGGUCUCCGAGUGCAUGGCAAUGAUGGGCGCAGCAGGUUACGACUUCCAUGGACUGACAUCGACACAGUCGAGUGAGCUCAUAGGGAAAGCCAUGUGUUCGACGGCCCUUGUGAAAGUUCUGUUGCCGGUCCUGCGACACUUGGGGCAAUUCGAAUCCACAUAG